CUCUGUACAGUCACUUGAAAAUUAUUGUUAAAUGUACUCUUUCUUCUCUCUACCGUAUUUUUGAUCGCGCCGUAUUUUAUUUUACAUAGAAUCAAUUCAAAAAUAACUUCAUUACUUUUCAACAUGACUAAUAACGAUCAAAAUAACGUAAGAUAUUUCGUUUGCUUCACAGUUUCCAGUUUCUAGAUUUUGUUUAAAUACAUUUUUUUUAUUAAUAAUAUGAUUGUUAACAGGUCCGGCUACCUUUUAGGAUCGAAGAUAAUGUACUUAAAGGAAGAGUGGAGCCAUUUCAGUCUCGGUACACGCAUCUUGGACAGCUGCUGUUCAACUCAAUGAAAAAAAAUGCGAAUCUAGUAGGACAAGUAGGUUGACAAUUUUUACAAUAAAAUUAUGAUCAAUAUGUUUAAUAUACACGCAAAAUCGAAUCCUUCAGGUUGACGCGAUCACAGGUAUCGAAGACACUUUUGGAUGUAUCCUAGAUAUGUCGAUAAAAUGUGCGCUUUGGAUGCAAAAACAAGGAGUUAAAAGUAACGAUAUCAUUGUUAUUUCAUCGCAAAGUGAUCGUGAAAUUUUCGUACCAGCCAUCGCUGCACUCUUCAUUGGUGCCAUUUUCAGUCCAUGGGACGAUGAAAAGGAUACGGGUAAGUUUUUUCGAACCAUGACUUAUGAAAUUUUCAAUCGUUUUUGUGCCACAAAACUGUAUCAUCGUGUUACAGAUAUGUCUCGUCAUUACAUCAAAUUACUGCAACCAAAAGUCGUGUUUGCGAAUAAGAAAUCAUCUCCCGUCGUGCUGGAAGCAGCUGAACUCGAGGAUCAUCAAAUAAAGGUCGUGGCGUUUGAAAAUUGUCCUGGCACGAUACCGUUCGCUGACAUCCUAAAGGGUCACAGCAAAGGUUCGGUGGCUAAUUUUCAAUGCACUGAAAUUAACGAAAAUGAUCACACUGCAAUGAUCAUGUUCUCCUCUGGAACAACGGGUCUUCCAAAGGGUAUAACAACUACUCAUCGAUCGUUACUGGCGGUCGUGGAAUCAUGGUUAGGUCCUCCUGUCCACACAUGUAUGUGGUACAGUUGCCUGUUCUGGUUGAGUGGCCCGUUAUUUAAUAUGAGAAAUAUCAUUUUCCAUACUAAGAAAAUUAUCCCGCCACCCUUUGAAGAGGAAUCAGCCUGCAGGAUUAUAGAGAAAUAUAAGGUACUUGCGUCUCUUUUCACAUUCGCGUAUAAUCGUUUUCUAAACCGUCGAUAAUUAUUCGAUAGGUGGAAUGGUUAUUAAUGAAUACCACUAACAU
Osmia lignaria (orchard mason bee) is the source of this 1286-nucleotide messenger RNA. Lineage: Eukaryota; Metazoa; Arthropoda; Insecta; Hymenoptera; Megachilidae. The record is from RefSeq and is a predicted model, not a curated record.